Molecule: messenger RNA, 1449 nt
Organism: Tremella mesenterica DSM 1558
Lineage: Eukaryota; Fungi; Basidiomycota; Tremellomycetes; Tremellales; Tremellaceae
Exons: 10
Coding region: 1-1449 (482 amino acids)
Molecular function (GO): acid phosphatase activity
Source: RefSeq, a predicted model, not a curated record
AUGGUUUUAGUAGUCUGGGAUGUGAGUCCUGUAGGUAAUUGUGUGUUGAGACCCUUGUGCCGAGCUUUGGGAGAAGGUAGGGGGAAAGAAGAAGUUUGGUGGAGGAACGCAGGUGCUUAUGCUCCUUAUCGACCCCUUGGGGAAGGGAGAGAAAGAUUACCGAGAGGAUGCGAAUUGGAUCAGGUCACUAUUUUCCAUCGUCACACUGCUCGUUACCCAACUGUCAAAGGUGGUGAUUGUCUUCACCGAGCAUUGCAUAAAUUGGCGAACCGGUCGAUCAUCUCUCCCAGAAGACAUCCAGAGUUAGCUUUUCUGGCAAAAGCAGACUUACAUCUAACCGGAUGGAAGAUGACCGAGCUCACGGACCAAGGGAGGAAAGCUGCUUGGAAAGCUGGCAAACAAACUGCAUCAGUCUACAAACGUUUUCUCUCUCGAACAGAGGGUAUUUUCACACGGGCAGGAGGUAUAAGUCGUGUGAUUGAGACAGGAUCGUAUUGGCUGCAGGGCUUUCAAGGAUCUCCUUUUAAACUAAUUCCUGAAGACCAAAGACCCCGAGUGAAUCUUACCAUACCCGAGGACCCGGAGACGAAUAGUACUCUAUCAGUUCACAAGUGUACAGCGUUUGAAACAGUAGAUCCCGCUCCUGGAGUUGAAGAACAAAUCCAGCUAAACCCUCUUCGGCAACCCAUCGCUGAUAGACUCAACAACAUCCUGCGACCUCAACCCCCACUGGAUGGUAUCGAAGUCUCCUGCCUCGCCGAUAUGUGUGCGUACGAUUCUCAAAUCUCCGGUGUAGAUUGGAAAGGAUGGAGUAAGUGGUGUGGUAUGUUUACCCGAGAGGAAUGGGAGAUUCUGGGUUACCGACGAGAUGUGGGGAGGUAUUAUGGAGUAGGACAGGGUAGCAAAUAUGGUUCAACCAUGGGGGCUGGCUAUGUGAGAGAAUUAGUGGCCCGUCUGACAGAUUCUACACCUUUAGAAUAUCCCACGAUAAACUCCACUUUAGCUUCCUCAAACUUGACUUUUCCUCGGGGUGGCAAGCGGCUGUUUGUCGACUUUUCACACGACAAUGAAAUGGUCCAGAUUCUCUCUGCCAUGCAUGUCCUUAAUCAACAUAACGAUCUUCCAAAAACUACUAUACAAGACAAACGGUCUUACGUCCUAGCUGAGAUUAUACCUUUUGGGGCUAAAGUGGUUUUCGAACGGAUAUCUUGUGAUAUGGCCGGUUGGGAGCCAGAUCCUGGUGUUGUCAGUGACUUUGGGGAUCGGGAGAAGGACGGAAGGAAAGAUUAUGUGAGAAUAUGGGUGAAUGACGCUUUACAAACUGUCGAUGAUGUAAAUUGUAAACAAUCUGGUUUGGCAGAACAUGGAAUGUGUGAACUUGAUCUUUUCAUCGAUAGUCAAUCAUGGGCUUUGACACAAGCCGACUGGGGGAUCUGUGCGACGUCAUAG